CCUCUGGUUUGCGGAAUCCAAUUCAUUAAUCUCAUCAUCUCCAAUCAAAUCGGCAAUCUCAUACGAAAAACUUGGCGAAUGUACAACUCAGAUCCAAAUUAGAAUUUUGACACCGCGAGAAACAGAAGAAAGAAAUCGGACGAUUUCGAUGGAGGAAUCGGGAAGGGAAUCGCCGUUGAUGAGCCAUACCGAGAAGAGGCGGACGCUGAUGCGGAUGUCGUCGAACGUUCACGACGAGCUGCAGGCGUUCCGGCGGUGGCUGAAAUGGCUGUGCGUGGAUCAAUCGAAUGCAUGGACCUCCUGCCUCUCAUGGUUCGUCUUCAUCGCCAUGACCAUUGUCAUCCCCGCCUUCUCGCACUUCGUCCUCGCCUGCACCUACUGCGAUUCCCGCCACAGCAGGCCUUACGACGCUGUGGCGCAGCUCUCCCUCAGCGGCAUCGCCGCCAUCUCCUUCGUCUGCCUCUCGCAUUUCGUCCGCAAGUACGGUCUCCGGAGGUUUUUGUUCUUCGAUAAGCUUCGCGAUGAGAGCGAGAUCGUCAGGAAGGGCUACACCAAGCAAUUCAAUAGAUCAUUGAAGCUCUUGUUCAUCUUCGUGCUGCCCUGCUUCGCUGCUGAGAGCGCGUACAAGAUGUGGUGGUACGGAUCAGGUGGGACGCGCAUCUCCUUCCUAGGCAAUGCCGUGGUGAGCAACACAGUCGCGUGCAUCCUGGAGCUGUGCUCGUGGUUCUACAGAACUAUGGUGUUCUUCUUAGUGUGUGUUCUGUUCCGGCUCAUCUGCUGCCUCCAAAUCCUCCGGCUCCAGGACUUUGCGCAGGUCUUCCAAGCCUAUUCGGAUGUCGAAUCCGUCCUCAAAGAGCAUCUCAGAAUCAGAAGACACCUCCGCAUCAUAAGCCACAGAUACAGAUCAUUCAUCCUGUGGUCCUUGAUCUUCAUCACAGCUAGCCAGUUCUCGUCUCUGCUCAUGACCACACGUCCCAACGCAGAUGUCAACGUAUACCACACUGGAGAGCUCGCGGUAUGUUGCGUUAGUCUACUAGCAGGGCUCUUGAUCUUGCUGCGCAGCGCGACUAGAAUCACGCACAAGGCACAAGCCGUGACGUGCCUGGCAGCCAAGUGGCAUGUGUGUGCCACAGUGGACUCCUUUGACACAAAGACUCCAGCAUCUGAUGAGCAGUUUAUUGAUGGAGCUUCAGGUACAGAGGAUUCCGGUGACGAAGAUGACGAGCUCGACAACUGCAAGUUCGAUCCUUCCUACGUUUACAGCACAAUCUCUUUUCAGAAACGGCAGGCGCUGGUGACAUACUUUGAGAACAAUAGAGCUGGGAUUACGAUAUACGGCUUCAUGAUUGAUAGAACUACACUGCAUACAAUAUUCGGUAUAGAAAUGUCUCUCGUGUUAUGGCUGCUCGGGAAGACUGUAGGCAUUUCUUGAUGCGCGGCUUCAACUACUCGCCACCGGUAUCAUGCCGGGUGGAGAAAUUUCUUCUAAAACAAUGAUAAAACAUUUUGUAUCUCGCCACCGAUAUCAUGGCGGGUGGAGAAAUUUCUUCUAAAACAAUAAUAAAACAUUUUGUAUGAAUAUAAUGACUACGUAGAU
Messenger RNA from Salvia splendens (bonfire salvia), 1597 nucleotides. RefSeq lists its product as uncharacterized. NCBI's taxonomy places the organism in Eukaryota, Viridiplantae, Streptophyta, Magnoliopsida, Lamiales, Lamiaceae. The record is from RefSeq and is a predicted model, not a curated record. The transcript has 4 exons. Bases 149 to 1432 code for a protein of 427 amino acids.